Molecule: messenger RNA, 672 nt
Organism: Arabidopsis thaliana (thale cress)
Lineage: Eukaryota; Viridiplantae; Streptophyta; Magnoliopsida; Brassicales; Brassicaceae
Exons: 3
Coding region: 86-325 (79 amino acids)
Source: RefSeq, marked reviewed
GUUCCGUACCCUUUGAGGUCAGUUGAAAUUUAGGGUUUAUAGAGAACGCCUAUCUGGUUGGAGAGGUGAAAUUGGAACGGAAAAAAUGUCGAAGAAGAACAAUUUAGCCAAGAGAAAGAAGCAGCACGAGUACAAUCUCCAAAAAGAGAAAGAGUUACAGGACAAGAAGAUCAAGAAGCUUCAUGCCAACAAGAAUAAGAUGAAAGUUGAUGGAAGUGGGAAGAAGAAGAAAGGUGGAUUUUCUGUUGGCAAGAAGAAAUUAAAGACAAAACUGACUCCAACUGCUAAAGCUAAAGCUGCUCAGGCAAUGGAGCUAGACAAUUGACAAGGAACUUCGUUUUUUUUCACUUGUAUGUAAAAUUGUUCUUCAUUGAUCUUCGUCUUUACUUUGGAGAAAUCAUGUUGAAGCUAGCUUCUUCUUAUAGGUUAAACUCUUAUGUAUCACUCUCUCUUUUGAAUGCAAGAUUUUGCUAUCUAACCGGAUCGGGAUCAUUGUGGAAUGUAGCUAUUGAUGAAGUGAAAUGUGUAUGGUUCCUAAUUGCUUCUAAAGUUCAAAUUCAGCAUAGAUUCUGAUUUCUCUGAGAAAAAGUCAACUUUUAGGUAAACAAAACAAAGACACAAGUAUGUUUAUAAUUGGCAUAAGACUUUCAUGGUGCAUUAGUCAGACCCAAG